UUCAGACACGUCAUUGCUGGAUGAGGAGACUAAAACGGAAUCGGGAUCUCUUCAUAAUAACUUCAAAAUGAGAAGAAAGUAACAAAACAAAAGAGGCACGACAUCCAGUGCGUAACGUUUAGGAAAACUCACACUAUUCUGCAAGAUGAUCGUUGUGAUGAGCAUGGUGACCCAACCUCCAAAUGAGCUUGUCCCCAGGCAAGAGGCCAAGGCUACAUUUUCCAUCUAAUUGUCCUGACUUCAGGUGAUUGGAAUUAUGGGGUGAUUUCCAUCUCUACAAGCUGACAGAAACAUGGAUUUGAACUUCUCCAUGGUCCGUGAUAGCGAUAAUUUGCCAGAGAGAAACUCAUCCAAGCGUGUUCUGACAGGCUGUUUUCUCUUUGCGCUCAUCCUGACCACACUGCUAGGGAACACACUGGUAUGUGUUGCUGUCACCAAGUUCCGCCACCUGCGUUCAAAGGUCACCAACUUCUUUGUGAUCUCUUUGGCCAUCUCAGACCUGCUGGUGGCCAUCUUGGUGAUGCCAUGGAAGGCAGCGACGGAGAUCGUGGGCUUCUGGCCCUUCGGAGCCUUCUGCAACAUCUGGGUGGCAUUCGACAUCAUGUGCUCCACAGCGUCCAUUUUGAACUUAUGUGUCAUCAGCGUGGACAGAUAUUGGGCGAUCUCAAGCCCGUUCCGCUAUGAGAGGAAGAUGACACCCAAGGUGGCAUUUAUUAUGAUCAGUGUGGCAUGGACUCUGUCCGUGCUUAUCUCCUUCAUACCUGUGCAGUUGAACUGGCACAAGGCUGCAGUGUUGGAGCUCAACAGCACUUACGGGGAGCUGCCUCCGGACAAUUGCGACUCCAGCCUUAACAGGACUUAUGCCAUCUCCUCCUCCCUCAUCAGCUUCUACAUCCCUGUGGCAAUCAUGAUCGUGACUUACACCCGGAUUUACAGAAUUGCCCAGAUACAAAUCAGGAGAAUCUCAGCCCUGGAGAGGGCUGCGGAGAGUGCCAAGAACCGCCACAGCAGUAUGGGGAACAACUCCAACAUGGAGACGGAGAGCUCCUUCAAGAUGUCUUUCAAAAGAGAAACCAAAGUCCUAAAGACCCUCUCUGUCAUAAUGGGGGUGUUUGUAUGCUGCUGGCUGCCCUUCUUUAUCCUCAACUGCAUGGUGCCCUUCUGUGAGGCCAACAGCACCUCUGAUUUCUUCUGCAUUAGCCCUGCUACAUUUGACGUGUUCGUCUGGUUCGGCUGGGCCAACUCCUCACUCAACCCCAUCAUAUAUGCCUUCAACGCGGACUUCCGCAAAGCAUUCUCCAUCCUGCUGGGCUGCCACAGACUCUGCCCGGGCAGCAAUGCCAUAGAGAUAGUGAGCAUCAACAACAAUGGAGCUCAGCCACCUGCGUCCCAGUAUCAGCCUAAAGGGCACAUUCCCAAGGAGAGAAACAAUGCCACCUAUGUGAUUCCCCACAGCAUCUUAUGUCAGGAGGAGGAGCUGCAGAAGAAGAAUGAGGUUGGGAUUAAGACCUUGGAGAAACUGUCCCCGCCUCUUUCUGAAAACUUGGACAGCGAUGCAGAUGUGAUUAAUCCUAUAACUCAGAACGGCCAACACAAAACUGUGAGAUGUUGAUUGGUGUAUGUAUUGGUAUACAAAAAUAGAAGGAACCCACAGAGGGAGAGACCAGGCAGAAUGCCUAGCAAAGGUGUGGGGUAUACAAACUGAGCUUCACUGCAAACCUUAAAUCUCUAAUCACUAUGGAAAUCUACAGAAUGUUUCAAAUGAAGGCACUUUAUCCUGGUUAACUAUCUGCAAAACACCUUCAGCAUUUAUUAAUGAAGUAUAGACAGAUUUGUUGAUAAAUGUUCCAUAACUUGAAAAAAGAAAUACACACAUGUAUACAUGUGUUGUAUUUAUAAAUACGUAUACAUUUGCAUAUAUGUACAGUAGUGAUGUUACAAAUAUCCUGGAUGCCAUUAUAACAUGGAGAAAGAAGUAGAAAUAUUAGCUAAAUGUCUUGUAAGUGCUUUACAUUUAUGUAUACUGUGUGUUUCAUAUUCUCCAUUGAACUAUAAAGAUAAUUGGUUUUGCUAAAAAAACAUUAUGUCAACCGCAGUGUGUAAUUAAUUGGUUUUUAUUUAUAUUAUUUAUCAUAAUAUAUCGGCGAGUUGAAGACACUUCGGUGGUAAUGACAAUUGAGUCAAAUAAUAUGACCAUAGGAUGGUGUAAAUAAUUCAAAACAACCCUCAUCAACUCUUGCAUUUACAUUCUUGUGACAAAGUGGUAAGCCUCAGAGCGGUAGGGUGUUAGUAAGGUAUGAUGUAUACACAUGUAUGCAUUUGACAUUUAGAGCACUGUGUCAAUAACUGAGGCAUGCUUUAAAUGCCUUUUCAUUUUCACAGUUACAACAUCUCAUGCCAAGUAUGCCAUAUUUCUAAACAUUUCAGUUGUAUUGCCCUUUUGUAGUAAAUGCAUUUUCCAACUUGUGUAGAUAGAGCUCAUUCUGAUUGUCCCUAUUACUCACUCCCACAAGACACUCUCCUCUUGAAAAGUGUUACCUCUUCACACUUAGGGCAUCAGUGAUCCUGUUGGCAAGUCAGGCCUCAUGAGACACUCCUUCAG
This is a messenger RNA of Oncorhynchus tshawytscha (Chinook salmon), 2602 nucleotides long. Its product is annotated as D(1)-like dopamine receptor. NCBI's taxonomy places the organism in Eukaryota, Metazoa, Chordata, Actinopteri, Salmoniformes, Salmonidae. The transcript is spliced from 2 exons. Gene Ontology annotation, molecular function: G protein-coupled receptor activity; dopamine neurotransmitter receptor activity, coupled via Gs. Gene Ontology annotation, biological process: G protein-coupled dopamine receptor signaling pathway; adenylate cyclase-activating adrenergic receptor signaling pathway; vasodilation. Gene Ontology annotation, cellular component: plasma membrane. The coding region runs from base 293 to 1612 and encodes 439 amino acids. The record is from RefSeq and is a predicted model, not a curated record.